Messenger RNA from Megachile rotundata (alfalfa leafcutting bee), 3911 nucleotides. RefSeq names its product homeotic protein distal-less (gene Dll). The record is from RefSeq and is a predicted model, not a curated record. Lineage: Eukaryota; Metazoa; Arthropoda; Insecta; Hymenoptera; Megachilidae. Gene Ontology annotation, molecular function: RNA polymerase II cis-regulatory region sequence-specific DNA binding; DNA-binding transcription factor activity, RNA polymerase II-specific. Gene Ontology annotation, biological process: regulation of transcription by RNA polymerase II.
GGUGGCGGUGGUGCUGGUGGCGGAGGCGGUGGUUCCGACAUGGAACAGCAUCUUCAUCACACGGGGUUGGGUUCGGUGACACCUGGACCACCCGGUGGCAACGGUGGUGACAGUACAACCUCUAGUACCCCAGUUUCUCAAAGUGGCAAGUCGGCGUUCAUCGAGUUGCAACACAAUAAUCUGUACAAUCCCGCCAGUCUACGUGGUGGUUAUCCCGGAGGACACAAUGUGCCUGGUGCUCAUCAGUUCUCGCAUCAAGUUGGCGCGCUAGGUCAUCAAACGUCCGGUCCAGGCAGCGGGAAUCAGCAACACGCGGAGGCAGGAUUCCCCAGUCCUAGGUCCGCGUUAGCCGGAUAUCCGUUCCCACCCAUGCACCAGCACAACGCCUACGGAUAUCACCUGGGAUCGUACGCGCCCCAAUGCCCCUCGCCGCCCAAGGACGGUGAGUACCCAAACUACCUCUCGCCAUUGGGUGACAAGGGUGGCAGCCUAGUGGACGAACUCGGAGGCGGUGGAGGUGGUUCCCUCAGGAACGGCAAGGGUAAGAAGAUGAGGAAACCACGGACGAUCUAUAGCAGCUUGCAAUUGCAACAGCUCAACAGGCGGUUCCAGAGGACGCAGUACUUGGCGCUACCGGAAAGAGCCGAAUUAGCGGCGAGUCUCGGAUUGACGCAAACGCAGGUGAAAAUCUGGUUCCAGAAUAGAAGAAGUAAAUAUAAGAAGAUGAUGAAGGCAGCACAGCAGGGCGGUGGAGGCGGUGGAGGCCAACACGGCAGCCUUCUAGCCGGUGGAACCGCUCUGCCUGGAGGACCAUCCCCUCAACCAGGUCAACCAGGAAGUCUCAUGCAAGGAGGUGGCGGAAGUUCCGUGUCGGGUAGUCCGACGACGGGUUACCUUGGAGGCAUGGGAGGUGGUGCAGGGGGUCACACCCCCGGCAGUUCGAGCCCCGGAAGCGAGAUGUCGCCUCAGCACAACGAGAGUCCACCCGCACCCUCUUGGCCGGGCGAGAUGAAGCACCAUCCGCAUCCGCACGCGCCACCACACACCCACCACCACCCCCAUACGCCUGGACACCAUCCACCGCCUCCACCACCUCCACCUCAUCACGCGGGUUACAUGCCACAGUACUCCUGGUACCAGGCGGAUCCUAAUCCCGGACUACUCACGGUGUGGCCAGCGGUUUAACGAAGACGUCGUUCGAGCUGUGUUCAGGAGGAACCUCUUCGUAGCACCGCGGACGUGCCAGCGCCCCUGCCUCAAAGUGUGAAUACGUAUAGCACCUGUCGCGAUGGAAUUCGCGUUCGAUGUUAAUAUUGUUUCUAUUCUAUUAACGAGAACCGCCUCGAACGAUCCUACGGUCGACGAUCGAUUGUUCGCUAGGAAACUAUUCACCGUCGUAGCAAAGUUAGAAUACGGAUCGUCAAAGACGAAAACACACACGGUCGCGUAUCACAUCAUCGAAUCGUGAGAUCUAAUGCUGCCUAACGUCGAACACGGCAAGAACCGUGAAACGCGUAGAAUCUCCUGUCGAAGAUCGUUCAUCAUCCGAACCGGACAAACUAGGUUAACCGAUCUAACAACGCACCAUUAUCAUCGUCGAGAACUUGAUCCGAUGAAACACUGACCGGUACGGAGUUCCCUUCGGUUCGUUAAAUGUCAGACUAUCGAAUCCGUCGGCGUACAAUUAUCCUGUGACCAAGGCUGUUUUCGGACCACGAUCUUUUCGCGUCCAUCGAAACCGAUCCUCCGUAAAUGUCAAUCUCGUCGAUGACGUUAGGUCGGUCGAUCUCCUGUGACAGUUGGCCAAUCGAACUGGCUGACCCACUUCGUGCUGGAAGCUGCGAUCCAACGGAGCGAGAAGAAAGGGACAGCGAAGGAACGGACGAAGGGAGAACGGGAGAGAAAGGGAGCGAGGAACGUUGCAGAAACUCGUGGCCGUCGAGAGUGGUCGUUCCUCAAGGCGGUUGGAAGUAAUGAAAUCCUAAUGACAUUUUCGUGAGUCAAACGAUCUCGGCAAUCACGGUGGCGCGGCGUAAUCACCGGUCCCUCCUUUCCGGAUGAAGCAACAGAACCUCCUCCGAAAAGGAGCGGAGUACGCGAGCGACGCGCGUGCGAUUUUCGACGGAUCUCCAGGAGGAUGGGACAGCAGAAAAAUCAUUAUCCCGAGCGACGACGACGCGACGGACAGCUGUGACGUGCGUGUUCAUUAAAUUCAGCUCGGUGUUUCGCGCGUGUGCGUGCAGAUCGCGAUCGGUGACACUCUCUGCCCGCGAUCCUCUUCGGCGAACUCUCGGCUCGAAAUUCCUCUUCUCUCCCUUCGUCCGUGACCGAUCGUCAGCUUCUUCGUGCAUGCAUCGAAAUGUUCCAGGUUUUACGCUGUUUUUACCGUUUCCCGUCAGCCAUGCUGGCUCACCCUUGCCAUCUUGCGUCCCGCCAAUGAUCUAGCUAGCUUUCAAAAGAGACACCACGAAACCGCAGAAAAAGACGGUUGCGGUUUGCGACCAAGGGGAAACUGGGAGGGUCGGUGAAGCCCCACCGCUGACCCAAAUCCUCCGGCGUGUCGGUGCAACAAUGGUCGUCUCAUGAGAACGCGGUCUCGCACGGUUCCUUUACUUCCUGAUUCUACCUUCUUUUUUCGCCUACGUAAAUUGGCCAACUACGCGACGGAAUUCACGAAAUCCGCGUCGAGAUGACCUUUUCGUCUGACCUUGUUUCUUUCGAUCCUUCUUUAUCUUCGGACAAUGCAAUGCAGAAAUUGAUAUUCUCGAUUUAAUCUUCGAUUGGGUCAUAGAAACCGCAGUAUGAUUUCUUUCACCGUGAGCCUCGGUUCGUGACUGUCGCUGUAUUGCGAAGCCAGAUUCGUGUCGCUGGAUAUCUGGAGUAGAGUCGUGACAAAAAUUCGACAACAAUAACGUCGGUAGAUUUUGAAACUAAUUCGAGUCUCGAAAUUAUUUCAAUGUUCCAGCCAAAAAAAGUAGCAGAUGCGAGAACGGGAACAGGUAGGUUCGCGUGAUUUCCAUCAGAAUUCCAGCGUCGCGAUUCUAGGCGCCGUCGAGCGGCGACAAUCGGGACGCGGUAUCUGUCUCGGGGUACGCGGAGAACGUUUCAACGCGACGAUGACGACAACGAUUCCCUCCGUGUAUACUAAUAAGUGCCGUUAGAUUCGAGCGCGGAGGUACGCGGCGCGGAAACACAGUUGUUGCGUUUGGAUUCGGUGCAAUAAGGAGGCGUGUGCGUGUAUAAUUUAAGACGAAGCUCCCUCAGUUCCUAAAUUGCGUGUAGUUGCGAGUGUAUUAGCGAGAAAACAGCGUAAAACGUGUCGACGCGAACAACUGGACGAAAGCGUAGAAUAACCGUUUUGUCCGGGAAUUCGGAUUAUCAGUCGCCUCGAACGAUUCGAGUGGGUCGCGAUCGUCCGCUGUCAAGAAAGCAAACGCGAUUCGGCUUUGUCACGCUUUCGUCGAGUUCGCGGAAUAACAGGAACGACUCGACGGCGGAGCGGAAACGAACGCACGAGGAAAACAAAGAAAAACGUAAAGAAAAAAUGAUGGAUGAGUCCGUAGAAUUUACUAGCGUUACUAGUCUCGGUGCAAGUCGACGAGGAUCGAUCGGAGCGUCCCGAGGAUAAAGAGGAUCGAUCCGCGAUCCUCGAGUGCGUGUAAAUAUUGCACCGGGGCCCAACACACCCCCGCCCCUAGCACGUAAGUCGUCAAAAUGAAAGAAAUCUGUGUAAAAUACGAUAUUGUGAUAAGAGUGUAAAGAGAUGAGAGAGAAAACCAGAGAAAUCGUCUAUAUACAUAUAGGUUAAACAACACACGGCAGACCCCCAGUUUAUCAAUUUUAUCGAGUACCCUUGUACGAAUAUAGAUAUUACGAGGACUAAAAAUACCUUAAUUAUGAUUACUAUUGUA